UUUCUUUUAUACAAUGUGCAUACUAGUUCAAACCUAUCCAGCCUGCUUGGUCUGUGUUUAGCUAAUGUUGACGCUAGCUUACAUGUAGCUAGCGCUACAUCUACGUCACCAGGAAAACGCGUUACGCUAAAGUUGUCAAAUAGUCAGAAUACGAAAGCUACAGUGGCUAACUAGGGCUGUGUGGAUGGGAAUCACUGGAGAUAAGAAUGUCAAAACUUUCUGCUGGAAGAAAGGCCUCCUGCAGUAAAUUGAGUAGUUGGGUGGAGCCAUCCUUCGGCGAUCUGUUCAGUGGCCCCGGUUUGAACUCCUUUCGGCCAAAAAAGGGUGUCAGUUCAGGAGAGACCGAGAGCAAAUCCAGAAAACAGGUCGCCGACAAAGGCGGACAGCGGCCUUCGAAGAGACGGGCUGUCCCGGACCCCCAGGGUCCCCUGGACAGUGAGCUGAGCCAGGGGGAGCAGGAUGAGCCCUGGGUAGACAGACACGCUCCCUGCUCACAGGCCGACCUAGCCGUUCACAAAAAGAAGAUUGAGGAGGUUGAAAACUGGCUGAAAGCGCACUUGGACAUCAAGCCGGAGACCAAGGGUGGCGCCACACUGCUGCUGACCGGCCCUUCAGGAUGCGGGAAGACCGCCACGGUCCGGGUACUGGCCCAAGAGCUGGGCUGUCGUGUUCAGGAGUGGUCCAAUCCCCUAACUACGUCAGAGUUUAAGACAGAGGAGUCUUUCAGAGAUACCUUUAACCCUGAUUCUAGGUUCAACGGUUUCCUUGGCGUCUCCCAGACGGCGGAGUUCCAGGAGUUUCUGCUCAGGGCCAACAAGUACGGCCGGCUGCAGAUGCUGGGGGAGGGCGUGACCUCCGGCAGGAAGGUCGUCCUCGUGGAGGACCUCCCUAACCAGUUCUACAGACAGCCAGCCUGCCUGCAUGAUAUUCUCAGGCGCUUUGUGAAGAUGGGCAGGUGCCCUCUGAUCUUCAUCGUCUCAGACUGCCUCAGUGGGUCCAGCAGCUCCAGGCACCUCUUCCCCAGAGACCUGCAGGAGGAGCUGGGAGUCUGGAACAUCAGUUUUAACCCCGUGGCGCCCACCAGCAUGAUGAAGGUGCUGACCCGGAUCGUGACUCAGGAAGCAGCCAGGAGCGGGGGCCGGGUGGCGGUACCCGAUAAGGCCGCUCUGGACCUGCUCUGCACCGGGAGCUCAGGGGACAUCCGAAGCGCCAUCAACAGCCUGCAGUUCUCCUGUCUCACAGACUGCUCACUGGAGGCCAGAGCCUGGCCAGGGAAGAAAGGUAAAGUCUUGGCCUCGUUGAGCAGGGGCGUCUCCAGAGCCCGGAGCAAGAGCAAGAGCUCCAAGAGCUCCGAGCUCCAGGACCGCAGCCAGGCCAUCGGGGGAAAAGACGCGUCCCUCUUCCUGUUCAGAGCGCUGGGCAAGAUCCUGUACUGCAAACGGGAGCGCUGCACAAGUCCAGAGGUGCCCAGUCUUCCCGCCCACCUGUCAGAGCAUCAGAGAGACAGGCUAUUGGUGGACCCAGAGCUGGUGGUGGAGAAGUCCCACAUGUCGGGCGAGCUCUUCAACCUGUACCUGCAGCAGAACUACCUGGAGUUCUUCUCGGACGUGGAGGACGUGGCGCGGGCCAGCGAGUACCUGUCCGACUCGGACUUCCUCACGGCGGAGUGGAGCUCUCGCUCCACCAUGCAGGAGUACGGCUCCUCCGUGGCCACCAGGGGGAUGAUCCACUCCAACUCGGCCCGGGCGCACGCUGACAGCCAGGCCUCCGGAGGCUUCCGACCCCUGCACAAGCCCCACUGGCUCCUGGUCAGCAAGAAGUACCGGGAGAACUGCCAGGCCGCCCAGUGCCUCUUCACCAGCUACUGCCUCACGCCUCUCAGCCUUCAGACUGAGCUGCUGCCGUACCUGGCCCAGCUCACCAACCCAAUGAGGAACCAAGCUCAGAUAGCCUUCAUUCAGGACGUGGGAUGCUUGCCCCUCAGGAAGUACCCUGGCAGGCUGAAACUUGAAGCGCUGACAGACAAAGACCCAGGGAUGCUGGAUGAGGACAGCGAGGAGGAGGAGGCGGGGCCUGUUGUCCCCACCCCCUCAGACGCAACAGGCUCCACCCCACCACCGGAAGACUCCGCCCAGCCCUGCAGCCAGGGCCCAGGGGGUGACCUGCCAGCCAGCCAGCCACAGCCCACCACCUCCCAGGCUCUGCUGGAGGACGAGGAAAUGGUCAUAGACGAGUAUGACAGUGACUGACAGAUCGUCACCUCCUCCAUGGAAAAACAAAAAAAGCACAGAGAACUCUCAAAUUUCAAUUCUCCCCCAAAACUGUGAAGUCCUUACAUAUGUCAUUCGUCCAAGAUUUGUUGCUAUUAUUAUAAAUCUUUUUUUUAUUAUUUUUUUUUUGGGGCGGCGGGCAGCGCAGGACUGGUGUAUUUAUUUGGGUGCCCCCACAGGAUUUGGACGGUCAAAAUAACCUGUGAUUCCUUGUUGGCCAGGCAGAAAAAGGCCGUCUUCAUCAUACUUCGGCGACUCCCGCAAAUUUUAAACAAGAUUUGCAGAUAUUUAUAUACUUCUUUUUUUGUCAAGCGCUUAAUUUUUUGUUCAUUGUUACUAGUUUGGUUGAGUCAUGGUUGAUAUUGAAAUGAGUGAUUUCACUGUCAUAUUGAGAGGAAGACUCCCUUGAUGCUAUAGGACUGUUAAAGAAAAAUUACAAUGUAUUUUUUUUGUCUGCCACUGAUACCACACAACAGUUUGUUGGCUUUCCUGUUGGGAGUCUUUAAUGGCCUUUUAUGGCUCUUCCAAUGUUGGCCACAGGUUGAUCUGUAAAUAAACCAUAUUUCAUUCCAGAAGGAAAGAAACACCA
Messenger RNA from Anguilla rostrata (American eel), 2859 nucleotides. It is a transcript of the gene rad17, whose product is annotated as RAD17 checkpoint clamp loader component. Gene Ontology annotation, biological process: DNA damage checkpoint signaling; DNA repair; mitotic DNA replication checkpoint signaling. Gene Ontology annotation, molecular function: ATP hydrolysis activity; chromatin binding; DNA clamp loader activity. NCBI's taxonomy places the organism in Eukaryota, Metazoa, Chordata, Actinopteri, Anguilliformes, Anguillidae. The record is from RefSeq and is a predicted model, not a curated record. The transcript has 17 exons. The coding region runs from base 207 to 2249 and encodes 680 amino acids. Gene Ontology annotation, cellular component: Rad17 RFC-like complex; nucleus.